Messenger RNA from Rangifer tarandus platyrhynchus (Svalbard reindeer), 357 nucleotides. Lineage: Eukaryota; Metazoa; Chordata; Mammalia; Artiodactyla; Cervidae. The record is from the annotation of a GenBank genome assembly.
AUGGCUGACACUUCUGAAGCUGUUCCAAAUUUUGAAGAGAUGUUUGCCAGUAGAUUCACAGAAGAUGACAAAGAGUACCAAGAAUACCUAAAACGCCCUCCUGAGUCUCCUCCAAUUGUUGAGGAAUGGAAUAGCAGAGCUGGUGGCAGCCUGAGAAAUAGAGGCAAUCGGUUGCAAGAUAACAGACAAUUUAGAGGUAGGGAUAGCAGACGGGGGUGGCCAAGUGACAAUCGAUCCAAUCAAUGGCAUGGACGAUCCUGGGGUAACAAUUACCCACAGCACAGACAAGAACCUUACUACCCUCAUCAAUAUGGACACUAUGGUUACAACCAACGGCCUCCCUAUGGCUACUACUGA